Molecule: messenger RNA, 1264 nt
Organism: Lethenteron reissneri (Far Eastern brook lamprey)
Lineage: Eukaryota; Metazoa; Chordata; Hyperoartia; Petromyzontiformes; Petromyzontidae
Product: oocyte zinc finger protein XlCOF6.1-like
Biological process (GO): regulation of transcription by RNA polymerase II
Cellular component (GO): nucleus
Molecular function (GO): DNA-binding transcription factor activity, RNA polymerase II-specific
Source: RefSeq, a predicted model, not a curated record
CGACUGCCCACUUAUUAUUUGGAAUCUAUUUUUGGCUUGGUUCUUGGCUUUCUGUAGCGCAAAACCCACGGGCAUGGAGCGGAGGCCUGCCGAGCGUCCCCCGGGUAACCGCCACGAGUGCGACCACUGCCCCUACGUGACGGACCGCGCGGGCCACAUGGAGAAGCACCGCAGGACCCACACGGGCGAGAGGCCGUUCGCUUGCCCCGUGUGCGACCGGCGCUUCACGCAGCCAUCGGCCCUCCGCAGCCACGAGAGGACUCACACCGGCGAGAGGCCGUUCGCUUGCGACCUCUGCCCCAAGUCGUUCGCCGUCUCCUCCACCCUGCGGAUCCACGCCAGGACCCACACGGGCGAGAGGCCGUUCCGUUGCGACGUGUGUGGCAAGGCGUUCCCCGUGGCGUCCGCCCUGCGCAUCCACGCGCGGGUACACACCGGCGAACGGCCGUUUCACUGCGGGGUGUGCGGGCGGUCGUUCGCCCGGGCCUCUAACGCCCGCAACCACGCGAGGACGCACGCGGGAGACCGGCCGUUUCGCUGCGAGCGCUGCGACCGGGCGUUCGCGCGCUCGUCGCACUUCGCGAACCACCUGAGGACGCACACGGGCGAGAGGCCGUUCGCUUGCCCCCGCUGCGGCCGCGCCUUCUCGCAGGCCUCCCACCUGAGCGUGCACGCUAGGACGCACACGGGAGAGAAGCCCUUCGCGUGCGAGCGCUGCGGCAAGGCGUUCGCCCGCUCGUCGGCGCGCAACGCCCACCGGAAGACUCACGCGAGGGAGGGCGAGGAGACGGCGGCGGUGACAGGUGAGGGCUCCGAUGACACCAUCUUGGUGAAGCACCUUGGCGGUGACGGCCGCGACGUAGGAGUGCAGUACAACCCGGCGUACGGACCCCGCUUCCGCCUGGCGCCCGACAACUCGCUCGAGAUUGACGGGGCCGGCUUAGAAGAUGCGGGGAGCUACUCGUGCCACCUGUACCCAGAGCUCGGCGAAGUGGUGCACGUGCAGAGGACGAGACUCGUGGUGGUGAGAGUGGCAGAGACGAUCACCGAUUUGGCUGUUCAGGCCAAACACUUCACGGACGCUGCACUAGAGUCUCAAACCAGCCGUGGUGAUGGAUUUGAUGGUGGUGGUCUUGGUCAUGGUGAAGUUGGUGGCGCUGGUGAUGGUGAUCACGGUGGCGGUGGCUUUGAUUGUUUCUCGAUGGAAGCCAUCGUUUGCUACGCCAUUCUCGCCAUCACAGCGCUCAUGCUCGCCGUCUUUCUG